UGAAUAAAAUAUACUAUAAAAUUUACCCUUAUAUUGGCAUUACUUAUAUAACCUAAAACUUGAGUUAAAAUCUAAGUACAAUAACAAUUUGUUAAUAGCAAAUUAUCAUGGCUGGAAGCAGAUUAGAAAAAAUUGGUACAAUAUACACGAGGACUUCAGCUUUGUUAAGCCGAGGGGCUAUGAACUGGGAGGACAGACCAAUUUGGUAUGAUAUUUACGAAGCAUUUCCACCUAAAGAUGAACCAAGAUUCGACAGACCAGCUCCCAAUUUAAAACUAAAACCUAUUUUAUACAAAGAAGACAAAGUUCGAGCUAUUUUCCACAGAAACAACAAGCACAUAGGAGCAGUCCAACUGACUAAUAACAAUUAUAAGAGCCUAACACAAAAGUUUAUAGAUACAUACAUCAAGCUGGAAGAACAGGAAGGUCCAGGGGAUAGUGAAUCAUUGUAUACACAAGCAAUUGAGAUAUUAAACAAGGAAAGAAAUACACAAAAAAGUUCAGAUGAGGAUGAAGUCAGUUUGAGCAAAGCAUUUAAACAAGCACAAUCUAUCCAAGUUAAACAAGAAGAAGCACCAAAGAUUACUGUUAAAGUUAGUGACCUAUUCAAAGAAUAGGUUUAAAAUUUCUGUAGUCUUUAAUAAAUUGUUCUGGUUUA
Aethina tumida (small hive beetle) is the source of this 658-nucleotide messenger RNA. It is a transcript of the gene mRpS23, whose product is annotated as 28S ribosomal protein S23, mitochondrial. NCBI's taxonomy places the organism in Eukaryota, Metazoa, Arthropoda, Insecta, Coleoptera, Nitidulidae. The transcript has 3 exons. Gene Ontology annotation, cellular component: ribosome; mitochondrion. Gene Ontology annotation, biological process: translation. The coding region runs from base 108 to 617 and encodes 169 amino acids. The record is from RefSeq and is a predicted model, not a curated record. Gene Ontology annotation, molecular function: structural constituent of ribosome.